AUGCCCGCGACCAAGAAGUGGGAAACCACCGACGAGCUCGACCUCUGCAUGGCCAUCAUCCUCACCGGCGGCUCGACCAACUCUUACAAGUGGCCCGAGAUCCACGAGAUAAUGACCAGCAUCGGCCACGGCUUCACCAAAGAUGCCAUCUCACAACAUUUCACAAAGGUCAUCCUGAGGCAAUUCAAGGGCCGACAUGGCUUCCCGCCCGGCAAGCUGGAGUCCGUGUCUCCCGCCAAGACCAAGAAAAGGGCGGCCGAGGAUGCUGCCGAGUCCCCGUCCAAGAGAAGGGCUGACUAG
Molecule: messenger RNA, 300 nt
Organism: Metarhizium album ARSEF 1941
Lineage: Eukaryota; Fungi; Ascomycota; Sordariomycetes; Hypocreales; Clavicipitaceae
Exons: 2
Coding region: 1-300 (99 amino acids)
Source: RefSeq, a predicted model, not a curated record